CGACGACGAUACUUGCCUCUGCACUGCCUGAUUCUCUCUUUUCAUCUUUUCUUCAAAUUAUUCAUUUUCUGCUCUAUAUCAUUACCUGAAGCGAUUGCGACACGACUCUCGUUAUAUAUAUAAUUAAUACCCGCUUUUAUUGUUCUCGAUCCAAGAUUAUCUCUCUUUGCCGCUAUUCAAUUCCCCUGAUUCCUCUUCGCGCCACCUUAUUACCUUGACGUGACCUUGACACCAUUCACCACCAUGGAGCUUUGCGGGCGUCAGAAAGUCGUUCAGCGGAAGAUGGUUCUCUUAGGCGACGGUGCUUGUGGCAAGACCUCGGCGCUAAACGUGUUUACGAGAGGGUUUUUCCCUACAGUAUAUGAACCCACUGUUUUUGAGAACUAUGUCCAUGAUAUCUUCGUCGAUAAUGUGCAUAUGGAACUGUCGCUCUGGGAUACGGCCGGUCAGGAAGAAUUCGAUCGAUUGCGCGCGCUUUCAUAUGAAGAUACCCACGUGAUUAUGCUUUGCUUUAGCGUCGACAGCCCCGAUUCGUUUGAGAACGUCGCCAGCAAGUGGGUGGAGGAGAUUUCCGAAAACUGCCCGGGUGUGAGGAUGGUCCUUACAGCAUUGAAAUGCGACUUGAGGAAAGACGAGGAUCUGAACGACAACCCAAACGCCAUUACGUUCGAGCAGGGAUUGGCCAAGGCAAAAGAGAUUGGCGCGGUGAAGUACCUUGAAUGCUCUGCCGUCCAAAACCGUGGCAUCCGAGAAACUUUUGGUGAAGCCGCCAAGGUUGCCCUCGACGUCAAAACCCAAGGGUCCAAGUCGAGCAAGCAGGGAUGUGUUAUUCUCUGACCGUCCCAACAUGUGAUCGCGUCCCUCGGUCCAAUGCCUGACCAAAUUGUCAGUCGUUCGUCCUCGGGAUUCAAUUUGACCAUGCAUCAGCCUUUGCUUGUUCAGCACCUUGGCGCGGGCUCUUUUUAUUGCCCUAUUCUCUUCGUUCUAUAUAUAUUUUGGCCUAACUUUUACUUUUAAUGUUUCAAGACG
Aspergillus glaucus CBS 516.65 is the source of this 1029-nucleotide messenger RNA. RefSeq names its product Rho family GTPase RHO3 (gene rho3). NCBI's taxonomy places the organism in Eukaryota, Fungi, Ascomycota, Eurotiomycetes, Eurotiales, Aspergillaceae. The record is from RefSeq and is a predicted model, not a curated record. Bases 244 to 837 code for a protein of 197 amino acids. Gene Ontology annotation, molecular function: GTP binding; GTPase activity. The transcript is spliced from 8 exons. Gene Ontology annotation, biological process: small GTPase-mediated signal transduction.